Molecule: messenger RNA, 2784 nt
Organism: Caenorhabditis bovis
Lineage: Eukaryota; Metazoa; Nematoda; Chromadorea; Rhabditida; Rhabditidae
Source: the annotation of a GenBank genome assembly
AUGAUUGAACCGUUACUCUUUCUAUGGUUAUUUUUUAUAUGUUACGUUGAAUGCAUUCCGUUGACGGUGUUCAGCGGAUGGAAUCCGGCGGCCGGUAUAUGUCAAGCUGCUCUCAAUGAAGCGAAUGCAAAUGGACAAUGUGAUUUAGAAAAUAUUGAAUUGCUUUCGAAAGAAAGCUGCACUGAUUCGGGACCUAUAAGAACUUAUUUAAUUGAAAUGAUCGGAAUUAAGAACCAAUCAAAGGAUAUUGGAAUAGUCGGGCCUUCGUGUACUUUUCCCGCCUACACAUUUGUAGCCUAUUCAAAAAUAAUUUGGCAUGUCCCCGUUGUUACAACAGUUGACAUAGACCAUACGAUGCUUAAACCAGAUGCCAGAACAAUUGUAAAUGUUGGAAUGUUUUCGGCCGCCGGUGCAGCAAAAGCCAUCAAAACUUUGAUGGAUGAAUUAAAAGAAGAUAACAUUUCAUUAAUUGGAGGCAAAUCCAAAGGAAUAGCAUAUAUUUUAAAAAACUACAUUAAGCAAACUCAAAUAAUCACGAUUCGAGAAUCCGUUGAACUCGACAAUGAAAAUGUUGAUGCAUUAGCAGAAAUGGAUAAAAUAAAAGCAAGUGGUUCACGAAUGAUCGUGGUUUGCAGCGAUUUUGAAGACUUUUACGAUGGCAUUUAUAAGUUAGACAUGGACGAUCUUGUAAAACGGAACUUUAUUGUUGUCAUAUUGGCAAAUGAGCAUCCCGAAACUUUUAUAGUUGAAAACAAUCUUAUCAAUGCUUUAGCAUUCUUUCAAGUCUUCAUUAGAGUGAACAAAAUUAAUAGCCCAUUCUGGACGAAAGAGAGACCUCCGAUAGAUACGGAAUGCCUUUUAAGCACAGACUGUGACUCAAUUUUAGUACAAGUAAUCAUAGGAGUAUUUGUAUUACUAUGUGGAGUUUCUGGAUGUUUUAUUUACUACUACUAUCAAAGAAGACGAACCCAACUUUACUUGAUGUCUUGGAAAAUUCCACGUGAAAAUUUAAAAGUCAUUGUUAACAAAAACGCAAAUGCGAAAAUGCAAAAAGAGCUGGAAAAUAAAAAAAAUCAGACUGAAGCUGAAAGGGUUGCUAGUAAAGAAGCAAUGCUAGCCAAACGUCGAGUUUUCGGAUCCUACGGUGUGAUGGGAUCGACAAGGGCUGAAUUGAUGAAAUUCAAGCAGAACAAGAAUGUCUCGUUUAAUAAAAAGCAGACAGCCGAUCUUCUUGAACUUCAAUAUUUACAACAUGAAAACAUGUCUAAAUUUUUGGGAAUUGCUUGCAACGAACCGGACAAUCAAUUAUUGUGUGCGUACACAUUAAUAGAAAGAGCUACACUUGAAGAAAUUUGUCUUGAUCAUGAUUAUACAUUAGAUCAUAUGUUCAAAUCAGCAUUUUUUGGCGAUCUUGUUCGAGGAUUAAGUUAUCUUCAUAAAUCCAAAAUUGGAUACCAUGGUUUUCUAAACACUUCAAAUUGCAUGGUCGAUGUGAAUUGGGUGUUGAAAUUGAGCAAUUUCGGAAUAUCAAAUAUUAUGGCGGAUUUAUUGGAUAAGAACAUAAUAAAAGGAGAGACGGUUCCGCCAUUAGUAUCAUAUUCUCAAUAUAUUUGGUUUGCUCCGGAACAUAUGAAAGAGUACGACGAGAGCGGAAAGAAACCACCGCGAUUAUUAAGAGGAAGUAUGGAAGGUGACAUGUAUUCAUUUGGAUUGGUUAUUUGGCAAAUGAUAUUUCGUACUGAUCCAUUUUUAUCUGGAUCGCCGGUAGAACGUCCCACGCAAUCUCUUGUGAAAGAUAUUAUACAUAAUGACUUAAAACCUGAUCUCACACCAAAUGGAGAGGAGAAUGCUUUAAUCCGAAAAAUUGAAGAAUGUCUUAGUCGCGAUAUAAACCAAAGACCAUCGCUGCGUGGAAUUCAGGAAGCGGUUUAUAAAUGCUAUCCAUCCGCAUCAGGAAAUUUGAUAGAUCAAAUGCUUCAUCUCAAUAUGAAGAACGCUGCAAUCCUAGAAAGAAUAGUUAAAGAAAGACAAGCAAUGGUAGAAGAAGCAAAAGGCCAAACAAUGCGAUUGCUUAAUGAAAUGCUACCAGCUUCCAUUGCUAAAAUACUCACGAAUGGCGGACAAGUACCACCAAGAAGUUAUGAUAGUGCAACAGUAAUGUUUGUUCAAAUUUGCGAUUUUCCAGUACUGAUGCAUCAAAGCAAUCCUGACCAAAUUGUCUUCUUCCUUAAUGACGUGUUUGACACCUUCGACACCAUUAUUAAAGGGUUUGAUGCAUAUAAAGUGGAAACCACUGGUGAAACCUAUAUGGUAGCUUCUGGUGUGCCUACUGAAAACGAUGGAGCUCAUAUUUAUGAGAUCGCAGAAAUUAGUUUGAUGAUUCGGGAAAGUGCUUUGAAAUACACUGUGAAGCAUUUGAAGAAUUUUAAAUUACGCCUGAAAAUUGGUUUCCACGCCGGUCCUAUUGCAGCAGGUGUGAUUGGAAUAAGAUCACCGAGAUAUUGCUUAUUUGGGGAUACUGUUAAUUUUGCUUCUCGAAUGCAGUCAAAUUGUCCACCAAAUCAAAUUCAAACCUCCGAGCAAACUGCAAGGCUGCUCUUUGACCGAGCUGAAUAUCAACUUGUCAAACGUGGAAUUGUUCAUGUCAAAGGAAAAGGCGAGGUCAAUUGCUAUUGGUUGAACGAGCAUUUGCAUCACGAGGACGAUCUCACACCAAAUGUGGUUCGACCAAUAACAAAAUCCGGAAAACAAGAAACAAUGCCGGAAAGCCAAAAAAGAGUCUGA